Molecule: messenger RNA, 936 nt
Organism: Mesitornis unicolor (brown roatelo)
Lineage: Eukaryota; Metazoa; Chordata; Aves; Mesitornithiformes; Mesitornithidae
Product: keratin, type II cytoskeletal 2 oral-like
Exons: 5
Biological process (GO): intermediate filament organization; keratinization
Cellular component (GO): keratin filament
Molecular function (GO): structural constituent of skin epidermis
Source: RefSeq, a predicted model, not a curated record
GAGAGAGCUCAGCUGGAUUGCCAGCUGUGUGACACCUCUGUCAUCGUGCAAAUGGACAACAGCCGCGACCUGGACAUGGAGGGCAUCAUCAAAAGCGUUGAGUGCUGCUACGAGGAGAUUGCCCAGAAGAGCAAGGCUGAGGUGGAGGCUUUCUACCAAACCAGACUGGAGGAGCUCCACAGCAGCCGGGGCAAGUUCUGCGACGACCUGAGAAACAACCAGAGCGAGAUUGCUGAGCUCAACCGGAUGAUCCAGAAGCUGCAGUGCGAGUCGGAUAACGUGAAGAAACAGAUUGCAGCCCUGCAAACGGCUAUCUGUGAUGCAGAACAGCGGGGUGACUGCGCCCUCAAAGAUGCCCGGCAGAAGCUGAUCGACCUGCAGACGGCACUGCAGCAAGCCAAGGACAAGAUGGCAUGCUUGCUGAGAGACUACCAGGAGCUGCUGAACGUCAAGCUGGCCCUGGACAUUGAGAUUGCCACUUACAGGACACUGCUGGAGGGAGAAGAGAGCAGGAUAUGUACCGGCAACCCUGUGAGCGUAGCGGUGGUCAGCGGUGGUGGCACCGUUGGGGAGUGCCGAUCCCUAUCCGGAAUUGGAGGCAAAUGCAACAUCAAGACGGGAGGGCCUGGUGGGGGCUUAGGGGUGGUCUCCUCCUUUGGUGUCAGCGGCACCGGCUUUAGCACCCGGAGUGUGGAUUGCCUCCCUAGGGUGGGGGGUGGGUUUGGGGCCAGGAGCGCGGUCAGCUGCGUGGGGAGAGAAGUCAUCCCCGGUGCAGAGGGGGUGCAGUGCGCCCCGGCCAUGGGCAACCUGGGGAACGUCGUCUGUGCCGGUGUGGAGCAGUGCGGCCCCGGGGCUGUCAUCAUUCCUGGGGCAGGGGUGUGCAGUGCAGGGAGCAGGUACAGCACAGCUGUGCGCAUGGUCAGAACAACCCGGUAG